Psylliodes chrysocephalus is the source of this 372-nucleotide messenger RNA. The record is from the annotation of a GenBank genome assembly. Lineage: Eukaryota; Metazoa; Arthropoda; Insecta; Coleoptera; Chrysomelidae.
AUGAAUAGGCUACCAUUUAGUAUGUCAUCCCCAAAUCGAGACCCCGAAAUAAACGUCGUCUCCAGCCCGGAAUCGUCCAGCAGGAACGGCUCUCCGGAACCAGACACAUAUCGCCUCAUCAACCACAACCAACACAAUUCUUAUCCAGUGAUAAAAACGAGUGAUGACGACGAAAGGACUGAUAAAGACGCGAAAGCAAAGAGUGUGGGAGGGUCGACGAAUUUUUCGAUAUCGAGUAUUCUGAGUCGGGCCGAUCCGACGGUGAAGAAAAACGGAUUCAUGGGAGUACAAGGAGGGGGCGUAAUGGAGACGGGCAUCGGAGGUGCAGCUGAUAGCGGAGUUUUAUCAAGGUAAAAAUUCAAUUAACAAUAU